Messenger RNA from Colius striatus (speckled mousebird), 2949 nucleotides. RefSeq names its product ecotropic viral integration site 5 like (gene EVI5L). The transcript has 20 exons. NCBI's taxonomy places the organism in Eukaryota, Metazoa, Chordata, Aves, Coliiformes, Coliidae. The record is from RefSeq and is a predicted model, not a curated record. The coding region runs from base 219 to 2552 and encodes 777 amino acids.
UCGGGACCGGGACCCCCCCCACCCCCCACCCCCCUUCAUCUCUCCUCAUGGCAGCGGCGGGGCCCGCGGCGGCCGCGGCUCCCGCUCGGCUCCAAGCGGCGGGGGGAAACGGGGGGACCCCCACUCGGCGGCAGCCGUCGGUCGCCAUGGCAGCGCCUCGCAGGUGAGAGCCCGAAAUCCCGGCGGGGUCCUGGCACCCGCCCCCAGCGCCCCUGGCCAUGGCAUCCCCGGCCGUCAGCCCCGACUCGUCCUCGCACGAGGGGCUGUCCUCCCUCACCUCGGCGCCGGCCUGCUCGCCUGCCUCCGACUCCGAGAACCUCAGUCCCGACGAGCUGGAGCUGCUGGCGAAGCUGGAGGAGCAAAAUCGGCUACUGGAGGCCGACUCCAAGUCAAUGCGCUCCAUGAACGGCUCGCGCAGGAACAGCGGCUCCUCCUUGGUCUCCAGCUCCUCGGCCUCCUCCAACCUCAGCCACCUGGAGGAGGACACCUGGAUCCUCUGGGGCCGCAUCGUCAAUGAGUGGGACGAGUGGCGGAAGAAGAAGGAGAAGCUGCUGAAGGAGCUCAUCCGCAAAGGGAUCCCCCACCACUUCCGUGCCAUCGUCUGGCAGCUGCUCUGCAGUGCCACCGACAUGCCCGUCAAGAACCAGUACUCGGAGCUGCUCAAGAUGUCCUCUCCCUGCGAGAAGCUCAUCCGACGGGAUAUCGCCCGCACCUACCCGGAGCACGAGUUCUUCAAGGGCCAGGACAGCCUGGGCCAGGAGGUGCUCUUCAACGUCAUGAAGGCCUAUUCACUGGUGGACAGGGAGGUUGGGUACUGCCAGGGCAGCGCCUUCAUCGUGGGACUGCUGCUCAUGCAGAUGCCUGAGGAAGAGGCCUUCUGCGUGUUUGUGAGGCUGAUGCAGGAGUACCGCUUACGGGAGCUCUUCAAACCCAGCAUGGCUGAGCUGGGGCUCUGCAUCUACCAGUUUGAGUACAUGCUGCAGGAGCAGCUGCCAGAGCUGAACAUCCACUUCCGCUCGCAGAGCUUCCUCACCUCCAUGUACGCCUCGUCCUGGUUCCUCACCCUCUUCCUCACCACCUUCCCUCUUCCCGUGGCCACGCGUGUCUUCGACAUCUUCAUGUACGAGGGUCUGGAGAUCGUCUUCCGUGUGGGGAUGGCACUGCUGCAGUUCAACCAGGCAGAGCUCGUCCAGCUUGACAUGGAGGGCAUGUCCCAGUUCUUCCAGAAGGUGAUCCCCCACCAGUUCGACAGUUGCCCUGACAAGCUCAUCCUCAGGGCCUUCCAGGUCAAGUACAACCCCAAGAAGAUGAAGAGGCUGGAGAAGGAGUAUGCUGCCAUCAAGAACAAGGAGAUGGAGGAGCAGAUCGAGAUCAAGCGCCUCCGCACUGAGAACCGGCUGCUGAAACAGCGCAUCGAGACCCUGGAGAAGGAGAGCGCGGCUCUCGCCGACAGGCUCAUCCAGGGGCAGGUGACGCGGGCGCAGGAGGCAGAGGAGAACUACGUCAUCAAGCGGGAGCUGGCGGUGGUGAAGCAGCGCUGCACCUCAGCCACCGAGAACCUGCAGCGGGCACAGACCACCAUCCGGCAGCUGCAGGACCAGCAGGGGAACCCGCGGUUCAGCGAGGAGUUUGUCACCCACCUGGAGACGGAGCUGGAGCAGUCGCGGCUGCGGGAGAGCGAGACCCUCGGCGCGCUGAAGGAGAUGCAGGACAAAGUUCUUGACAUGGAGAAGCGGAGCAGUCUGCUGCCAGACGAGGACAAUGUGCUGCGGCUGCAGGAGGAGCUGCAGGCACUGGCACUGCGCGAGGCCGAGGCCGUCAAGUCCCUGACCGAGCUGCAGCAGCAGGUGAAGGACCUGAGCGACAGCUGGCAGGCGGGCCGGCCCGGUGGGCGCUGGAAGGAGUCUCCGCGGCGGGGCAACGCCAACGCGCUGCAGGAGGCCGUGGUGACCGCACAGCUGCGGGAGGCACAGGCACAGGCCGAGCUGCGGGCGCUGCGGCAGCGGGUGCUGCAGCUGGAGACACAGGGCCAGAUCCAGCGCACGGUGCUGGGCCGUGCGGAGCGCACGUGUGCGGGGCUGCGGGAGCAGCUGCGGGUGGCGGCAGCGCAGAGCCAGGGGCUGCAGGCGCAGCUGAGCGAGAGCCACCGCAAACACGCCGAGGCCCAGUGCAAGAGCAAGGAGGAGGUGAUGGCGGUGCGGCUGCGCGAGGCCGACAGCAUGGCAGCCCUGGCCGAGAUGCGCCAGCGCGUCGCCGAGCUGGAGAUCCAGAGGGAGGAGGGGAUGAUCCAGGGGCAGCUCAACCACUCGGACGCCGCCCAGUACAUCCGGCAGCUCAAGGACCACAUCGAUGAGCUCAAGGCUGAGAUCCGGCUGCUGCGGGGGCCCUUGGCCUUCGGGGCCGUGGGGCUGAGCCCACACCUGGGGGAGGAGGAUUCUCUGGGCUCCUCUGACGAGGAGCUGCCGCCCUUCGCCCUGACCCACGGGGACCUCGGGGACCUCAUGGGUGACAGCAGCGACAGCGAGACUGAGGGGGCACCCACAGCCCCCUGAGCCACGGGGACAGUGACACCGAGGGGCACCCAUGGCACCCUGACCUACGGGACACGAGGGACCCACCAUCCCCACGGCACUUGGGGACGGGGGGGGGGACACCCCAGGCCCCACAGCACCUGUGGGAUCCCGCCAUGGGCUGGGGGAGCUCCUGUGCCCGGGGGGAUCCCAGGACCUGAGAGGACCCCCAGGCUGCAGCCUGACGCCGGACUCUGGACCCAGUGGAUCCCUGGGGGCAGUGAGACCCCCCACCCCGCCUCCCCCCCACAAGGACAUGGCGGGAUCCCGGACGUUUUGGGGAGUCUGAUCAGAUCCUGCCCUCCCCCUACUCCCCCAUUGCAGUUUAUACCCUGUACAGAAAUACAAACACUGCGGGACAACAGGACCCUGCAAAGGA